AGACGAUUGAAGAUAUUCAAUCAUUUGCAAGCAAUUCUGUUUCGAUCUGCAUUGCGCCUGGUCCGGAUAUACCUAUACGCUGUCGCUAGCGCUUGCUCUGGUGUUUCAGUGUGGUGUCGCAUCCGCCUGAGUGAGCUCAGCGCUUCAGCUUCGCCCCAGUAAUUAACACCGUUGCUAUUCUUAUCUCGACGUUGAACUUGCCUGGCGGGAUUCUGAAUUCCUCUUCCGCUCCCCGUAUUAUCUUCAAUUGUUCUCCUCUGCUGGAUUGCUUGCUUCUUGGGUCUUCUUUUGGGUAUCUCCAGCUCCAGCACUAUGUCUGGCCGUUUCGUGCGUUCAUCCAAGUACCGCCACGUCUUCGGACGCUCAACGCGAAAGGAGCAAUGCUAUGAUAACCUCCGUAUCUCCCGGAAUGCCUGGGACACCAACCUCGUCAAGGUCAAUCCUCGUUAUCUCUCCGUGAAUUGGGAAGCUGGUGGUGGUGGCGCUUUUGCUGUGGUUCCUCUCGAGGAGCGGGGCAAGCUGCCUGACAGGAUACCUUUGUUCCGUGGUCACACCGCUGUUGUUUUGGAUACGGACUGGAAUCCGUUCAAUGAUGAGGUUCUUGCCUCUGGUUCUGACGAUGGCCGAAUCUGCAUAUGGAAGGUUCCCGAGGGGUUCACAGUCACCCCUGAUGUACACGCCGAUGACAUUCAAGACGUUGCUCCUGUCAGUAAGCUCAGUGGUCACCCGAAAAAGGUAGGGCACGUGCUCUUUAACCCCGCGGCCGAGAACAUCCUUGCAACGGCGUCCGGCGACUUCACGGUUAAGAUUUGGGAUGUUGAGGCUGGCGCAGCCAAAUUGACCCUCAACCUGGGCGAUAUUGUACAAUCGCAAUCAUGGAGCGCCAACGGCUCUCUUCUCGUCACAACUUCCCGCGACAAGAAGCUACGCAUAUGGGACGUGCGCCAGGAACGCCCUGUCCACGAAGGUCAGGGUCACGCUGGAGCCAAGAACAGCCGUGCUGUUUGGCUGGGUGAGCGCGACAGAAUCGCCACUACUGGAUUCUCCAAGAUGAGCGAUCGACAACUGGCGCUCUGGGAUAUCCGCUCCCCUCAAGCACCCAUUGAUGGCUUUAAGACCUUGGAUUCGAUCUCUGGUGUUUGCAUGCCCUUCUGGGACGAUGGCACCAACUGUCUCUACUUGGCUGGUAGAGGUGACGGUAACAUCCGAUACUUUGAGCUCGAGAACGACAAGUUUGAAUUCCUUUCCGAGUAUAAGUCUGCCGACCCCCAGCGUGGUAUCGCUUUCAUGCCGAAGCGUGGUGUGAACAUCCACGAGAACGAAGUUACCCGCGCCUUCAAGACCGUCAACGAUACCUACAUUGAACCCGUCUCUUUCAUCGUUCCCCGUCGCGCGGAAUCAUUCCAGGAUGACAUCUACCCGCCGGCUGUUGGAUUGAAGCCCGCCAUGAACUCCUCUGAAUGGUUUGCCGGUAAGGAGGCUAUUCCGCCAAAGAUCUCCUUGGGCAGCCUCUAUGAUGGCGAAGGUUUGAAGGAGGUCACCGGUGUCCAAGACAAGCCCUCCUCCAGCGUAGCCACCGAGACCAAGGCCGAGCCAGAGGCAAAGCCUGCUUCCCCAGUCAAGAAGGCUCCUGAGCCUACGCCUGUGGCUAAGCCUGCCCCGUCCAUGAAAGAACAGGGGGCUUCAAUGGCUGCAAUGGUCAACAAAUUCGCAGAUGACGAGGAACCCGAAGUCGUUGAAGAAUCUAGCUUCGACGAGCCCUCCAAGCCAGUGGAGCGCCCUGCCCGCUCUGAGACUUCGUCCCCAUCCGUCAAGGCCAGCCCCUUCCUGCAAAAGGAAGAGCAGGCCAAGACGCAGACGCCUCCCGCCGUGGCCUCGCCCACAACCGCCGAGCGCUCUUCCGGCCCUCCGACCCCCAGCGCCGAGCCCACAGCGCCCCUAUCAAGCACCACCGGCUCCGUCGCGGCAGGCUCAGCAGCCGACGCUGUGCAGCGUGAGAUUGGCGCCAUCAAGGAGCUACUCGCUGAACAGACCAAAACGAUCGCAUCUCAAGCUGAGCAGGUGCAGAACCUUACUGCUGAGAUCGAGGCCCUCAAGGCUAAGCUGGGCUAGCCUUAAAAUCACCGUCCUCGCUUUGAUCCUCAUUAAUGCAUUUCUUCUCUGUACUCUACAUUGAUUUCACGCCGCCUUUCCUGAAUCACCAUCCAGCCGCUGUUUAGCCCUCUUGCCUCAUUUUAUCUUCUUUUUAUCUGAGUGGGGAAAAAAAAGAAUCACGGAUGCAUGCAUGGAUGGUUGAUCCUCUGCUCUAGUCUCUCGUUCCUACUACCCCCAUGUUCAUAGCCCUAAACAUCAUUCUCACUGUUAUGAUUUCUGUCUGUCUGUCAAGUAGAUGUGCUGCCUUGCGAUGCGAUGUGGUGCGAUGCCUCUUCUUCUCUUUUCUAUAACUAGCUCACGGCAUGAUUGAUAACAAGUGUUGAUACCUGACCUUCCCAUGUUACAUACCCAAGUAUUAUCUAGUAACUAGAGUCGCUGGUGCGCACAACCUCCUGGAAUUCGGGGUGUCCCGUCGAGUAACAAAUACACAGACAGUACUUAGCCACGAGGUAGUAUAAGUCUCUCG
Messenger RNA from Aspergillus calidoustus, 2620 nucleotides. The record is from the annotation of a GenBank genome assembly. NCBI's taxonomy places the organism in Eukaryota, Fungi, Ascomycota, Eurotiomycetes, Eurotiales, Aspergillaceae.